GGAUUCUGAAAAGAUACUAUAUCAUUUAGACUGCUAUUCCGACUUUGAACCUAUGACGUACUAAGAGUGAAGCUUUCAUUGAUUGGAUAAAAAGGGUGACGUCAGGUCCGGGCCGGCCUUGGCGCUCGCCGGCGCGGCGGCGGGCUGCAGUUGUUUGUCGGAGCUGCGACGUGCGGAUGAUCGGGGACGGACGGACUGUGCUCGGUGGACGGACGGCGAGCGGAGCUUCUGCGACCGGAGAACUGAGACAGCGCACUUGAAGGACCGCAGGGAGGGAGCUGAGAGUAGACCGGCGAAUCCGUGCCUCUAGCCCAGUCGAGUCGCCGUCACCAUGGACAAGCCGACGGCGCCGCCGCCGGGCUUCGUGCCGCCCUCAGACGCACCACCGAGCUACAACCAGGCGAUGGGAGGCGGCGUGGCGCCCCACUCGCCCUACCACCCGCAGCCGCCUGCUGCCACCAUUGUGCGCGAGGAGGCGAUGGUGUUCCCCGCCGACACCUCGGUCCAGUACGUGGCCCCGCAGCAGCAACAGUAUGGAUACGUGGCGGCGCACCAGGUGCACGUGCCGGUGGUGACCACCGUGGUGCCGCCCGGCCCCAACCCCACGCACAUGAUCUGCCCGCACUGCCACGCCGAGAUCGAGUCCACCGUCAAAACGUCGCCCUCCACCAUGGCCUGGCUCUCAGGCGCGCUCAUCGCGCUCUUCGGCUGCUGGAUGGGCUGCUGCCUGAUUCCCUGCUGCAUGGACGAGUGUAUGGACAAGGAGCACAGCUGCCCCAACUGCAAGGCCUUCCUCGGCAAGUACCGACGGUAAACGUGCUGCCACCCAGCGGCGGCGGCGACAACUACAGCUAAACUGCGUCAGCCGACAAGGCGUGCUGGCCGACUAUUCACUGCGCCAGAUCGCCCACCGAAAGUCUGACUGGCGAGAGCCCGCGUACAGUGUCAGUGUCCUCUACACCUCCGGGAUAAAGCCUUCUGAGUGACACGCGAAUUCGGCGAAUACGUCUGGGGACGUAGGUGACAGUCCGCGACAGUGUAGUCACUCUAACUAUCAUACGUGUCUGUCGUAGCCCGUGGAGCGGAUCGGUCCGUCCGCUCCCGCGCCGCUCGCCAAAGUACCGGCUGACGCCGCCAGCGCCGUGGAAGCCAGCCGAUCGUCGGGCCGUCUAACCGAGUGUGGUCGUAUUCUCGAGCCAGCCUGGCGCAGAGCGCGCCCCGGGCUGGCAGUGGUGUCAGGAGUUCGUGUAUCCGUGUUGCGGGCGGGGUGAAAUGUGCUGCCGGGGAUCGGGGUUAUUCACCAGCAGCCCGCGACUGCUGAGGGUGGGUGGGGUCAGCAUUUUGUGCCUCUGUCGUCUCUCUGUGUCUGUUGCUGUGGUCUGAACUGGACUGACAUGGUGACUGUAGUAACACUGGACGGCCGCCGGCCUAUGAACCGUCCUUCGGACCGGCGGCUGUUGCAUUUUGACGUCCAAGUGACGGCGUUGUGACCACCGCGACUCUCCGGGCGCGUCCCGCUUCUCGCAGUACCGUAAAUGAUCGACUGUUACAGACUAUUACAAAUCAGUGUGUAUUCAUAGGAGCGUACAGCUGCUGUUAUCGAACUGUUCCUAUUUUGGGCAGCCGUGUUAAUACCGGAAGGCAGCACCGAAGCUUUUUUGCUACUGUCGCCGUGGUGGUUCCUUUACGCUGGGCUAAUCAGCUAUACGCGUGACCGAGUCUUUCUCUGGCAUCUGAUUGCUCUCCGGUCACUGUGUGUGUCGCGCUGUGCGUGCCGGUAUCUGUUUCUGCGGGGCUGCUAACACUAGCUGGGCCGGGCGGACCGCCACGCCCGGCAGUCGGACGCCCAAAUAAACACGCACUCCGAGACUGUG
This is a messenger RNA of Amphibalanus amphitrite, 1874 nucleotides long. RefSeq names its product LITAF domain-containing protein-like. The transcript is spliced from 6 exons. The coding region runs from base 332 to 814 and encodes 160 amino acids. The record is from RefSeq and is a predicted model, not a curated record. Gene Ontology annotation, molecular function: zinc ion binding. Lineage: Eukaryota; Metazoa; Arthropoda; Thecostraca; Balanomorpha; Balanidae.